AUGGGCAAGCAAGUGGAUCAGGUCUACGACCCGUCUGCAAGGACGCUGACGCCGCCGCUGCGGGAAACUAGCGAGCAGGUGGCCCUGCAGAACACACCGGUGGACACCACCGACGCCUUGGCGAUGCCGCCGCUGUCGGAGUCGGAUGGGAAGGACACGAAGGUACCCACGUGUAGCCGCGCUGUGAACUUCACAUGGGAAAACCUGACCUACCAGGUGCCGGUCGAGGACAAGGAUGGCAACAUUACCUACAAGACCUUGCUUUUCAACCUCAGUGGGUGCGCCAAGGGUGGGCGCGUGCUGGCCAUCAUGGGACCCUCUGGCGCGGGUAAGACGACGCUGAUGGGCACAAUCACCGGCAAGCUCUACAACGCCACGGCACGACAGGAAGGGUGCUGCUUCAUGAACAAUAAUAUUUACCAGCAACGCUACAAGCGCUUGGUGUCGUAUGUGUGUCAGGACGAUAUUGUCAUGGGCAAAGACACCCCGCGCGAAGCCAUUUUCUUCUCUGCACGUCUGCGCCUCGGACUCGACAGCAGCACCGCCCGCCAGCGUACCGCGGACGUCAUCAAGCGACUCUCCUUGACGAAGUGCCAGGACACAAUUCUUGGCAUCCCCGGUAUUCUGAAGGGCGUCUCCGGUGGCGAGCGCAAGCGGACCAACAUCGGCACUGAGCUCAUCACGAACCCCUUUGUGAUGCUGCUGGAUGAGCCAACGACCGGACUGGACUCUGUGAACGCCGUCCGCGUCGGUCAGCUGUUGCAAGAUCUAGCCAAGAACGACAUGCGCACAGUCAUUGCCACCGUGCACUCGCCCUCAUCAGAGCUGUUCGACCUCUUUGACGAUCUGCUGCUACUGGCGAAGGGUCACGUCAUCUACCACGGACCUACGGCGGACUCCAUCGAGUACUUCGCCUCCCUCGGCUACGACGUGCCGCCGCGCACAAACCCGACGGAGUACUUCAUGAACCUGCUGCAGCUGCCGGAGGACAUCCUAUCGCAGCUCUGGCUCGCCUGGGAAGACUACGUCAUGUCCGACGCGGCGAGGUACAACCCGUGCCUGACCCCGGUGACGGGUGCCAUAACACUGACGGACGACUACCUGGAGGAGCAGCUGGAGCUGAAGGGCGCGAGCUUUUGCCUGCAGUUCUCCGAGCUCUUCAAGCGCUCCUGGCGCAUGUACCUGCGCGAUCCUGGCAACUUCUACGGCCGCUCCGUGCAGACGCUCUUCUUCGCUAUUUUUCUUGGGCUGUUCUUCUUUAACGUGCAGCUGAAUCAGCAGGGCGUGCAGGAUCGCCAGGGCGCGCUCUACAUGACCCUCAUGAACAACCUCUUCGGUGCUGCUAUGAACGGUAUCGCUGCCUUCCCGCCGGAGCGCGCCGUCUUCCUGCAGGAACAAGCGAACGACGCCUACAAUGCGUACACCUACUUCCUCGCCAAGAACGCGGCGGAGCUGCCGUGGCAAAUACUUUUCCCGACACUGUUCGACCUCAUCGCGUACUUCCUAAUUCACUUUCACCGCAGCGCUGACGCCUUCUUUGUCCACUGGUUCAUCCUUGUGCUGCUCGCGAACUUGGGCUACGCUUUCGGUCUCAUGUUCGCCACCUUCUUCAAGCAGUCGCAGGCAGCGUUCGCCAUGGUGCCACUCAUCCUGUUGCCGCUGUUCAUUGUAGCUGGGCUGUUCGCCAGUACAGAUCGCCUGUACCCGUACUGGGUGUGGCUGAACUACCUCUCUUUCCCCCGUCAUGCUUACCUCGGCGUCUUCACGAACGAGUUCGAGCGCCUGACGGUCAUCUGCAGCCCUGUCACGCCCCUGUGCACGUUUCCGGACGGCCAGAGCGUCAUCGAGCACAUGGGCUUUCAGAACUGGCGCUACUGGCAGAGCUUCAUCGCCCUUAUCGUGUACCAGAUUGGCCUGCGCUUUAUCGGCGCGACCUCGCUCUUCUUCCAGGGCCGGAAGCGUCGCGGUAAGCUGCAGUUUGUGAAAAACCUGCGCCAUCGCGUCGCCUCACCGCGUGCCAUCGCAUCGGCCCGCAGCAACGACGUGCUGUCCGACGUUCAGUCAACGCUGGUGGGGUCGAUUGCGACACCGUCGAAUGCGUAUGGCGCCGAGACCUCGUUGCGCGACCAUCAAGAGCCCCACCACUCGCUUUGGGGCAACGAGAUCGAGCUUGCGGCGCUGUCGCCGCUCGAUACGCCGGUGACGUUCGAGGAAAGUCCUAUCAGCGUAAGAGAGAAGAGCCACAGGUACUGA
Messenger RNA from Leishmania braziliensis MHOM/BR/75/M2904, 2253 nucleotides. RefSeq names its product putative ABC transporter. The transcript has a single exon. NCBI's taxonomy places the organism in Eukaryota, Euglenozoa, Kinetoplastea, Trypanosomatida, Trypanosomatidae. Bases 1 to 2253 code for a protein of 750 amino acids. The record is from RefSeq and is a predicted model, not a curated record. Gene Ontology annotation, molecular function: ATP binding; ABC-type transporter activity; ATP hydrolysis activity. Gene Ontology annotation, cellular component: membrane.